Anneissia japonica is the source of this 651-nucleotide messenger RNA. RefSeq names its product follistatin-like. The annotation marks the transcript as partial. Gene Ontology annotation, biological process: cell differentiation; multicellular organism development. Gene Ontology annotation, molecular function: protein binding. Lineage: Eukaryota; Metazoa; Echinodermata; Crinoidea; Comatulida; Comatulidae. The transcript has 2 exons. The record is from RefSeq and is a predicted model, not a curated record.
UGAGUGCUUUACUCCCAAUUAUCUAAACAUUUACAACCAAUAACUACCUGCGUCAUAUGAGUGUCCUUAUGUUUUUUUCUGAGACAACUAUAUACAACUGUCUAAGUUUUUACAAAGGGAACCGAAAGUUAAUGUUAUUAACAAAACAUAUUGUCUUUCUACUUAUUUUAUCGCAUUUAAUAUUAGUGAGCGGAGUGCACUGUUGUGACAUCAUCGAUUAUGGCUGUCCAAAAUCAUUUACAUUAAGUGGACCCGUAUGUGGUUCUGAUGGGUCCAGUUACAGCAACCUUUGCGUACUGGCACGCAGAUCUUGUCAAACAUCAGGCUCAAAACUUGUGAAAGUCAGUUACGGUACAUGUGACAAAACGUCACCAAUUAUAGAAGACGAAUCAAGACCAAAUACCAAUGUCUUUUGCGUAGAUAAAAAACAUGGGAAGUCAUGUGAUGGUGAAUGCAAAGUAGUGAACAAUCACCACUGUUGCGACAUUCGAAAUCGGUGUCCAAAUAAAUUGAAGAAAACUGGAUCUGUCUGUGGAACUGAUGGACGAACCUACGGGAACCAGUGUGCACUUGCUAGGAAAUCUUGUCGCGAGCAUGGUUCAAUACUGCGGAUGGCACAUAAGGGCUCCUGUAUAAAAAAUAAACCUCCGC